This is a messenger RNA of Carlito syrichta (Philippine tarsier), 702 nucleotides long. RefSeq names its product filamin-A-interacting protein 1-like. NCBI's taxonomy places the organism in Eukaryota, Metazoa, Chordata, Mammalia, Primates, Tarsiidae. The annotation marks the transcript as partial. The record is from RefSeq and is a predicted model, not a curated record. The transcript has 4 exons.
GCUGGGUUCUCCAGAGGACCGACUACCUCCACGGGGAACGUGCACUUGGGGAACAGGCAGCCAGCAGGUGGGAAUGCGAUCCCGAAACCAAGGAGGUGAAGGUUCAUCUGAUGGGCAGAUCUCUUGCCCCAAGCCCCCUGUCAUCAGCCAUGUGGGUGAUAAAAGUCUUUCAGAAGAUGCAAAAAGGAAGAACAAAUCAAAUAGGAAGGAGGACGAUGUCAUGGCCUCAGGAACUGUCAAACGACACCUGAAAACACCCGGAGAAGGCGAACGAAAGACUAAGAAGUCCCUGGAGUUAUCCAAAGAAGAUCUCAUCCAACUGCUCAGUAUCAUGGAAGGGGAGCUCCAGGCCAGGGAAGAUGUGAUCCACAUGCUGAAGACGGAGAAGACCAAACCUGAGGUGUUGGAGGCCCACUACGGGUCUGCGGAGCCCGAGAAAGUGCUACGCAUUCUCCACCGUGAUGCCAUCCUAGCCCAGGAGAAGUCCCUUGGAGAUGAUGUCUAUGAGAAGCCCAUCUCAGAGCUGGACAGACUCGAGGAGAAGCAGAAGGAGACCUACCGGCGCAUGCUGGAGCAGCUGUUGCUGGCAGAGAAGUGUCACCGGCGCACCGUGUAUGAGCUGGAGAGCGAGAAACACAAGCACGCGGACUACAUGAACAAGAGCGAUGACUUCACCAACCUGCUGGAGCGGGAAAGAGAGAG